Harmonia axyridis is the source of this 962-nucleotide messenger RNA. RefSeq names its product trypsin-1-like. Gene Ontology annotation, biological process: proteolysis. The annotation marks the transcript as partial. The transcript has 7 exons. The record is from RefSeq and is a predicted model, not a curated record. Gene Ontology annotation, molecular function: serine-type endopeptidase activity. NCBI's taxonomy places the organism in Eukaryota, Metazoa, Arthropoda, Insecta, Coleoptera, Coccinellidae.
ACUUCCUUCGAUUUCUACAAUGCAGAUCUACUCAGAGAGCCCAGAGGUGGAGAUCCUAAAACGAUUCAAUGUGGUAAAAGAGGUUUUCAAAACAAUGGUUUUAGAAUUAUAAAUGGAACACUUGCUUCAAAAGGUGAAUUUCCUUGGUUGAUUUCCCUUAGUAUAAAGGAUGCCAAUGCAAAUAAAUAUAAACAUAAUUGUGGAGGCGCAAUAAUCUCAGAUUUAUGGAUUCUAACAGCAGCUCACUGUGUAUUUGGUAUUAAGAAGGAUUCCUUAUUGGUGAUAGCUGGAGCUAAUAAUAUCAAAGUAAAGGAAGAUACUCAACAAAGUAGGAGCGUAAUCGGUGUUUUUGUUCAUAAUUUCGAUAAGACAUUUGCCAAUGACAUUGCUCUACUAAAAUUGGAAUCACCACUAGAAUUUGGUUUUGGCAUUGAUGUAAUGCCCAUUUGCUUGCCUCAAAAAAAUCAACAAUUUAUUGGAAAUGCAGUUGUAGCUGGAUGGGGAAGUACAGAAAGUGAACAUUCAUCUGAUUUAUUACAUUUUGUUGAAAUACCUCUUGUUGAUAAAACAAGUUGUGAUUAUAAUUAUAUAAGAAAUGGAUUUUCAAGUUUGUUGAACAAUUGCCAGAUUUGCGCAGGCUCACCAGAGGGUGGUAAAGAUGCUUGUCAGGGAGAUUCCGGUGGUCCACUUAUAUGUACAUAUAAUGGUGAAAAUAUUUUAUGUGGACUUGUAAGCUGGGGAAUUGGAUGUGGAAAAAAAGAAUAUCCAGGGAUUUAUACUAAAGUAUCUUGUUAUAUGGAAUGGAUUGAAAAUAAUCUGAUUGCAGAAUCUAUUUAAAAUAUAUUGAAACUUUAUAAUACUAAUCUGAUAUUUGAAAAAUAUUGUAAAAUUAUUCAAGAUUGUUCUAUGUAGAAGGUCUACAUUUUUCCCUCAAAUUUGUAUUAUAAAUCAAAAAUCGCUUA